Messenger RNA from Folsomia candida, 676 nucleotides. RefSeq lists its product as uncharacterized. The transcript has 3 exons. NCBI's taxonomy places the organism in Eukaryota, Metazoa, Arthropoda, Collembola, Entomobryomorpha, Isotomidae. The coding region runs from base 86 to 625 and encodes 179 amino acids. The record is from RefSeq and is a predicted model, not a curated record.
AAUUUGUUAAUCAUUCAUUCAACUUUUCUCUGAGGUACAUACAUACAUACAUAGAACCCUUAAUAAGAAUAAUAAAUUAACCAAAAUGGCUCUCCCAGUUUCUUUAACUGUCCUCGUUGUCGUGCUAGGGUGUAAUGGAGCCUUAUCCAGCGGAAUUAUUGGAAACUCCCUCUCCGUUAAGAACUUUGAGUCUGACGCGAUAGGGAAUAAUAAUUUCGGGACGGGUGAAACCAUUGAAACUCGCGCGGCUGGACUUUGCCUAGAUGAUCAUAACUCAUACCGCUCCCAAAAUGGGAAGGGUCCCCUCGCCUACAGCUCCCAGCUCGAACAAGCCGCCAGAAACCACAAUUCCGUCAUGACCUCCAAGAACUGCUUUAGCCAUCAAUGUUCCGGCGAACCCAGUUUAGGCGACCGUGUCUCCGCGACUGGAUACAGGUGGACCGGAGCGGGCGAAAAUAUCGCGGCGGGACAGGGCGACUGCAAAUCUGUGAUGAAUAGCUGGAUGAACUCGUCCGGACACAAGGCUAAUAUUUUGGGAAACUUUAAGCACGUGGGGUGUGCCGUGCAGGAUUGUUCGAACUGCAGCUACAACAAAUAUUGGACAUGUGUCUUUGGCAAUCAAUAAAUUCUGAAGGAUUUCAUUGAAUAAACUAAUGCACAAUUACAUUUUCCAUUU